AUGUCUCAGCAGAGCAACACAAAAGACAUUUGGCUUAGGUUGACGAGCAGUAAAUCUGGAAUGCCUGAUCAAGAGCAUCGGCAAGCGCUACAGACUGGUCGAGACAGUGUCGCCGCUGGCAACCCUUUCGCUGGGGAACCACGAACAAGCGAUGCGUUGCAGACCAGUAGCCAGCCACUUCGGAAAGCUCGCGGGGCUUCGCACCCCCCCCAGGCGAAACCCGAAGCGCCGACUAAGCGCCCCACCCCCUCUCACGCUUCUACCCCACCCGACUCGCUCCAGCCUGGGAAGAUGUGCUGCGUUCCCAGCAUCGAAUCCCAUGCUUCUUCGAAGCGCUCUGAAGACUCGGAAAAACCUCAGCAUGAGCACGGAUCCACCCCUACCGAAGACGAGGAUGAUAACGACGGAAAUGAUACAUGCCCGCUGCUAUACUUCUACGAGAACUUGUAUAAACUGAGAGAGUUGGAUGCACUGCCUCAGAACAAGAGCAUGGAUGAUUAG
Molecule: messenger RNA, 501 nt
Organism: Paraphaeosphaeria sporulosa
Lineage: Eukaryota; Fungi; Ascomycota; Dothideomycetes; Pleosporales; Didymosphaeriaceae
Exons: 3
Coding region: 1-501 (166 amino acids)
Source: RefSeq, a predicted model, not a curated record